AUGCAUAGUCAAAAUUUAUCAUAUGCAUUCUUGAAAGAGGAAAUUGAAAAACAGAAUCGUAAAAGUAACUUUUUACAUUUUGAGACAUUCCGGACGAAUAUAAAACGUGUGCCAAUCACAAAUAAAUUUUGGAGUAAAUAUGAGUCAAAAGUGGAAAUAUUGGAUGAGAAAAAGCAUCAGGAUUAUUUGCAUAAAAUCGAAAAAUCUAUAACUGAGACACCAAAGGAUAAAUAUAGUGAACCGAUUGUAGAAAGUCAUGUUUAUGGAUGGAUUAAGCCUUUUAUUGAUUACGAUGCUCGUGAUUAUGAGUUGAUGAAUCAUCCUAGGAUUAGUGGUGACAUAACAAGAGUUGGGGAGAAAAUUGCUGCCGAAAAGAGCACAGAACGACCAAAAUAUUCAGGAGUUCCAUUUAAACUUACAUAA
Messenger RNA from Chironomus riparius, 423 nucleotides. The record is from the annotation of a GenBank genome assembly. Lineage: Eukaryota; Metazoa; Arthropoda; Insecta; Diptera; Chironomidae.